Messenger RNA from Symbiodinium natans, 348 nucleotides. NCBI's taxonomy places the organism in Eukaryota, Dinophyceae, Suessiales, Symbiodiniaceae. The record is from the annotation of a GenBank genome assembly.
AUGAACGGCUUGCUUGCAGCCCAGGCUCGCGUGGCAGACGUCAAAGGCACUCUGGCAGCACGAUGGCAUUGCUGUGCUCGCGCGUUUACGCAUCUUGCGUCUUGGAGCAGGUCUAAAGCUGAGUACGAGCGCGAGGGGCCUGCACUCUGCAACCUGCGCCCGGAAUUGCUUCACUCUUGUCCAGCCAUGAUGCCGGAAUCCUCGCUGUGCCCAAAGCCAGCUCGUGCAGGCAGCGCGUGGGGCGAGGUACGCAAGACUCCGGAGCAGCACAUCUUCCUUACAACCUCUGCAGGCGCGGACCAGUCUCCCCUGAGAUCUGGACAUGUGAACACUCCUGAAGGCAGCUAA